Bursaphelenchus xylophilus (pine wood nematode) is the source of this 2306-nucleotide messenger RNA. NCBI's taxonomy places the organism in Eukaryota, Metazoa, Nematoda, Chromadorea, Rhabditida, Aphelenchoididae. The record is from the annotation of a GenBank genome assembly.
AUGCCGCUUUUCCACGCGUUUCGGCCACAUUUUAUGGCCAAAUACAAGGUCCUCUUCGUGUUGGCCGCUCUUGGAAUUUGCUCGUUGAUCUAUUUGGGACAACAGGACGGAGUUGAUCCCCGAUAUCAGGCCUUGUUCAAGAGGGUCGGCAAUAAUGUGAGUCAUGGGAAAAUAAGCAAGAAACUGCUGCUCCUUCUUAUCGGAGAGGGAAGUAUUUCAAAAACGAUUCUCUUUAUCGCCAAAAUUUGUUUUCUUUCCAAAAAUUGAUCAUCUUCACACAUUUCCACACAACACACAUGUAUCUUGUAUUAUUCAUCAUCAUUUCUAGGAAGCCGGCUGCCGAUUGCCCAACCCUGAUCCCUGGGAUGAAACCAUCCUCCAUUACAUCGAAUAUCCCGGUCCUUUAGACUGCAAACAAGUCCAACUUCCUCUAACGUACCUCGACUCCAGAAUCCUCAAAUUAAAUAACUCCGCUCUCAAGGAAGCCGGCUAUUCCCGGGACUCUAUCAAGUGCCAAUUUAGAUGUUUCCAGUGGAAAUCCGACGAUGAAAACCAGUAUUUAGAAUGGAAUGAUCUCAAUGUAAGCAUAGUUUUUGAAGGAAAUCGUCGUCUUUUUGUGGAUUACACCCAAUCUUUGAUGAUUUCAGAGCGAACCCAUAGAUUGUGAAUUCAUAGAAGUGUCAUGUAGCCGGAAAAUGUUGCCAAUCUCCAUCUAUUCUCAACUCCACGCUCAAGCCAUACCCAAGUUCGAGUCUUCGGAUGAUAAACAGUACUCAGUCACCAUGUUUGUAAUCGACUCCAUCUCACAAUCUCACUUGAAACGGGGACUCAAUCAAACCCUCUCGGUGUUAACCUCAAAAUACGGUUCUAGAAUUAUGAAUGGGUUCACGAAAGUGGCCGAUAACUCGUUUCCAAACGCCGUCGCUUUUCUUACAGGUAACUUAGAUUACAAGUCAUGUAAUUACCAUACAUUUUUAGGUAAAGAUAUUCGAAUUGAUGAACUGCCCGGUCCCCAAUCUGGCGGACAUUUUGAUGAUUGGAAUUUCAUCUGGAAAGACUUCAAGAAAUCGGUAAGGUUACUGUAGUAUACUGUAAUCUCAUAUUCUAGAGCCAUGUUACAUAUUAUGCAGAGGAUUAUCCGGACUAUAACUUGUUCAACUACUUGAGUAAGGGCUUUACAACCCCGCCUGUUGAUCAUUAUUUCCGCCCUUUUUGGAGACAAGUCUAUGAUUCCAUGGUCUACAGAAGAAGCACGUAUCUUUGUUACAACACAGAACCUAUGCACAGGGUUCAAUUGAGAUAUUUAAAAGAGUUUUUGCAAGGAUACAGUGGAAAGAAGCCUACGUUUGCCUUGAAUUGGCUUACUGAAUUGGCUCAUGACCGGCUAAGUCAGGUAUAGUACAAAUAAUCACCACUUUUUUGGUCCUUCAGAAUGCUGUAAUGAAUUUGUUCUAUAGGUAUCAAGUGCUGACCCUGAUCUUGCCGCGUUCUUUGACUCAACAGUAGACCAACAAAAGGAUUCUUUCCUCUUCGUUUUCUCCGAUCAUGGUCAUCGCUUUGAUCCCAUCAGGCAGACAAUGAUUGGCAGAUUGGAGGAAAGAAUGCCCUUCUUCACCGUUCAUAUUCCCGAAUCCUUGAAAAAGAAAGUCCCAGGCCUUCAACGGAUCAUUGACUGGAACUCCAAACAACUCACGUCUUUCUACGAUCUCUAUGUGACUCUACAGGACAUCAACUAUUUAAAUCAACAUAAUUCUUGGGACGAAUUGGCCCAUCAAAAGCCGGGCUUCACUCUUCAGCCAAUCCACAGAUUCAGAAGGUUUUCAAAAAGGGGCCUCUCGUUGCUAAGGCCGAUUCCAGCUGAUCGAAAUUGUGAUCAAGCCGGAAUCCCGGAAGAAUACUGCAUCUGCCAAAGAGAAAAACAAAUCUCAAAAGAAGAUCCGGUAGUCAAAAGAGCGGCCGAGGAACUGAUCUCCGAGAUCAACAAGAUCCUGAAGCCUCACGGAGAGUGCGCCCAGCUUUCCUUGACAGAGAUCCGAGGAGCUUCGUCCAGUCUUCCGAAUGCUGACAUUCUCCAGAAACCCGGGACUUUUUUCCAUUCUACCUCACUCUCUUUGGGUGCCUAUAUCAACUACCUGGUGAUGGUAUCCGCAGCCCCGAGUAAUGCCAUCUUUGAAGGCGUCGUUCGUCAUGACAUAUCAACGGACAAACUGAACGUGGUCGGCGAGAUCAACCGCAUCAACAGGUACGGGAAUCAGUCGGUCUGCGUCCAUGAACAGUUGUUGCGAAAGUUUUGUUAUUGUAUAUAA